Messenger RNA from Durusdinium trenchii, 327 nucleotides. NCBI's taxonomy places the organism in Eukaryota, Dinophyceae, Suessiales, Symbiodiniaceae. The record is from the annotation of a GenBank genome assembly.
AUGGCGCCGCCCCCUGGGCCAGGCGAUCCGCAGGAGGCCACGAGCGGAGAUGAGUUGAGGGAGUCGAGAAAGGCUCGGAUGGAAGCUCUUUGCGCCAAGCUCACGAUGAAAGCCAAGAAGGCGCAUCAAGAACGAGCCGACGAACGCGACCGCACGACGGAGCGCUGGAGCGGGCUUCGAAUUGUGGACCGCUGCAUUCGGCAGGAGAAGUGGGACGCAUCCAUGCGGGGAAAGGACUUGGUUCCGAUUCAGCACUUGGGAGGACUGUCGGCUCCUGAGGGAUUGCUGCCAUGUGCGAGAGGUCCCAGCGCGGGACCCUUCCGAUGA